GAAUGUGUUAUGGAUGGCUUAGAGCGUUUUGCCCAGGGACAUUUAAUCACUCUUUUCUCGGCAACCAAUUAUUGCGGCACUGCGAACAACGCUGGUGCAAUCUUAGUUUUGGGUAGAGAUCUAGUGGUAGUUCCAAAACUCAUUCAUCCUUUACCCCCAGCAAUGUUAUCGCCAGAAGCGUCACCAGAACGUCAUAUAGAAAAUACAUGGAUGCAGGAGUUGAAUGCUAACAGACCUCCAACGCUUACUAGAGGUUGUCCUCAAGUGGCAAGUGAUCGGGGCUCUCUCGCUUGGAUAUAAUAGACCCUUCCAAUUGUCUCUAUAUGCUCAUUCAGGCUCUUGUUGGCGCAUGGUGAUUCCACUGUUCUGUAUAAGAGCAUGAUGCCCAAAUACAGGCAUUUCCG
Hibiscus syriacus is the source of this 404-nucleotide messenger RNA. Its product is annotated as serine/threonine-protein phosphatase BSL3-like. Bases 10 to 300 code for a protein of 96 amino acids. Lineage: Eukaryota; Viridiplantae; Streptophyta; Magnoliopsida; Malvales; Malvaceae. The record is from RefSeq and is a predicted model, not a curated record. The transcript has 3 exons.